Molecule: messenger RNA, 3588 nt
Organism: Brienomyrus brachyistius
Lineage: Eukaryota; Metazoa; Chordata; Actinopteri; Osteoglossiformes; Mormyridae
Product: atrial natriuretic peptide receptor 1-like
Exons: 24
Coding region: 796-3360 (854 amino acids)
Biological process (GO): intracellular signal transduction; receptor guanylyl cyclase signaling pathway; cGMP biosynthetic process
Molecular function (GO): protein kinase activity; ATP binding; guanylate cyclase activity
Source: RefSeq, a predicted model, not a curated record
UUGUUUCCGACAGGCUCAAAUUUUAAAUUGCCAAAUUAUUUUGUUUAUGAUCGGCACAACAGCUAAGCGGCCCAGUCCCGAGGCGUCACAGUAUAAGCCCUACAUUUAUCCCAGUCCUACUGGCACCGGGUCUCUUCACACUCCUUGCGCUGUUUUCUCGGUCCUGUUGUUUAUCGAUCAUAGCUGAGAUUCAGAGCCCUAAUUUUACUCAGCGCAACCUAAAAGGAGCAGGACGCUGACACAUGUACACAAAUGGGAGUAUGAUAAAGCAUGACACUAUAGGGGCUGGACAGGGUUUGUGUGCAUGAAAAAGGAGGCUAUGCGACCUGAACGCGGGAACUUUAAUGUGUGAAACUUAUAUAAUUAUAUUAAAGAGGAAAAAGGAUAAAGAGGAAUUGCAGUGUAAUAUGGGUAAUAUAUAACCAACACCAGAGCUGAGGAAGAACAAGACAUUCAGUGUCAUAAAAAACAGUUACUGGAUUAACUAAAGACACUAAAUAAGCCUUUGCCUUUGAGCGAUGGUGCUCAGGUGACAGAAACGCUUGUAAACGACCCAGCACACACACACAGACACACACACAGACCUGUAGUCUUCUCUUGUGCGGAGCGUCCCUUAAUUUCUAUCGGGAACACUCUAAUAGCAACAUAAGGACCUUAACCCUAACCCGGAUCUAACCCAAGUGACACGUGGCCCCGUCCUCGCCGCCCCCAGUCUCGACGCCCAGCCUGGAUCCACACAGCCCGCAGAGUCGCUCCGGACCGGCCGGACUGUGGGGCUCCUUCUAAACGUUUAUCAUGAAUAACGUUUGUGGAUUCGCGCUGAUGAUGGUUUUUAUGAGCACGGUGACCACCUGGCACGAUUUGGAUAACAGCGAAUACGACUGCUGGCCUAUUGAGAAACCGGACGAGCAGAAUAUGAUGGAGUGUGGAGGUCUGGAGAUGGCUUGGGUGAGCAGACCUCCAGAAAAGGUGAUCAGUGGCCUGGAGUUCAACGUCAUAUACUCAGUGACAGCAUCUGUGGAAUUCUAUCAGUGGGCCAUAGACAACAUGAUCUUCACUAAGAGCUCCAUACGCGAUGCUGCCUCUGCACAGCGUUUCUGUGAGGAGCAAGAGUGUCCAUCCAACUGGAAAGAUGCAAAUGGAGAGAACUGCUGCAUCCACCAUGCCAACAUCCACUCCUGUCCCAUGAGCUAUAUGGUGGAGGAGAGGAUCUGCGGCCCCUGGAUCCCAGACGACGGCCGGAUCUUCACUCACACCAUUUCUACUGCUGGCAAAAUGACCCAGACCAAUUGGACCGCCAAGGUGGUCCUUUUCCAUGUGGGAGUCAACUCGCUUAUCGCUCACAUCCGGGUGGGAAAGAUGCAGGCUGCAUUGGAAGCAAAGAGCAUGGUUCUUCCAGCCAUAGUGUGUGGAGAUGGACUCUGUGAUGAAGACGAGAUGUGCUCCACUUGUCCUGCUGACUGCGGAGAAUGUCCCAUGACGGCUGCCAUCAAAGUGGCCAUUGGCCUCCCAGUGACGUUGGUUUUCAUCAGCUUCCUGCUAACUGGACUGUGGUUUCAGUACCAGAAGCAGAAGAUGUUUUGGGAUGAAAGUUGGAUCAUUGAUUACAGCCAGAUAAAGCAAGAUCCGACGGCCCGAACUGUUAUGGGCAGCAUCAUAAGCGUCCCCAACGGCAACAGUGACUCCAAUGCCAGCUGCAUGACAGCCCUCAGCUCCUGCACCGGAGUGUACGCCACCUCCCGCAAGCAGCUUUUCACCCAUACUGGCAUCUAUGAUGGACGAACAGUUGCCAUCAAGAAAAUCAAAACAAAGUCCUUUUCCCUCACAAGAACGAUUCGUCGGGAAGUCAAGCAAGUGAGAGAGCUGGACCAUCCCAACCUUUGCAAGUUUUUUGGUGGCUGUGUGGAGGUGCCCAAUGUUGCCAUUAUAACAGAGUACUGUCCUAAGGGCAGUUUGAACGACGUCCUCCUUAAUGAGGAGAUCCCCCUCAACUGGGGCUUCAGGUUCUCCUUCGCCAUGGACAUUGCCCGGGCCAUGGCGUAUCUGCACCAGCACCGCAUAUGCCAUGGAAGAUUGAAGUCGACCAAUAGUGUGAUUGAUGACCGCUGGGUCUGUAAGAUUACAGAUUACUGCCUGGUGACGUACAGAAGGGAGGACUCCGAGGUGACCUGCAGCACCUACCAGCAGCGGCAGUGCCAGCUAUACCUGCCACCCGAAGCCCAGACCUCCAGUAUGGAUCCCACGCUGGCAGGAGAUGUGUUCAGUUACUCGAUUAUUUUGCUGGAAAUUGCCACCAGAAACGAUCCGGUUCCUGUAGAGGACGGCUCACUGGGGUACGCCUGGUGCCCUCCCCUCCCGGAGCUCAUAUCGGGAAAGGCAGAGAACACCUGUCCAUGUCCCUCUGAGUACGUCGAGCUUAUCCGCAGGUGCCGGAGUCACAACCCAACUCACAGGCCCACCUUCGAGCAAAUAAAGAAGUUUGUACACAGAAUCAAUCCCAGCAAGGUUAGCCCAGUGGAUAUGAUGAUGAACCUGAUGGAGAAGUACAGUAAGCACCUGGAAGUUCUGGUAGCAGAGAGAACCCAGGACCUGAUGCACGAGAAACAGAAAACAGAUCGGCUUUUAUACAGCAUGCUGCCGAAACAGGUGGCGGACGACCUGAGGCAGGGGAAGCCCUCCCAGGCUCAGAGCUAUGUCAGCGCUACAGUAUUUUUCAGCGACAUCGUUGGCUUCACUCAGCUCUCCAGUACCAGUACACCCUAUCAGGUCGUUGACUUCCUCAACAAACUAUACACAACCUUUGAUGACAUCAUUGACAAUUAUGAUGUUUACAAAGUAGAGACUAUUGGAGAUGCAUACAUGGUUGUCUCAGGUGUGCCGAAGGUGAACCGUAUCCUGCACGCCUCUGAAAUUGCCAGCAUGGCCCUAGACCUGGUGGCUGUUUGUAAGACAUUCAGGAUCCCCCACAAGCCCAACACACUGCUGCAGAUACGCGCUGGCAUCCAUUCAGGUCCUGUCGUGGCCGGCGUUGUGGGGACCAAGAUGCCACGGUACUGCCUGUUUGGGGACACGGUGAAUACAGCGUCAAGGAUGGAGUCGACCAGCGAAGCUCUGAAGAUUCAGUGCAGCUCCAGCACCUUCUGCCUGCUGGAGGAGAUCGGCGGAUAUGUGUUGAUCUGUCGUGGGCUCUUACAGGUCAAGGGGAAGGGUGACAUGGUCACCUACUGGCUGGAGGGGAAGCAGGGGGGGGCUGGUGACCAAGAUGGGAACAGCGAGCGCCCCACUGCCCCAGAGAGUGAGGAGCAGUGCACCUCCGCCCCACUCCUCCUGAACAACGACCUUCUGAUAGACAGCGUGUGACCCAGUGCCCGCUUGCUUACAUCAUAGCCUCUUUAUUGAUGUAGAAGAGCCUGCGAUCUUCAGCUAACAGUGACUUCAGCCUCUAACUCUCCGUGGGUCUGCAUAGUUAAACGCUUUUCUUAGUUCCAAUUGGUUGUGAAGUUCAUUUUUAAAUUUUGUCUAUCAUCCUUUAGAAACAUACAGUAUACAUACAUGCCUUUAGUCUAAAAUAAAGUGUGAGUUUGAACA